UCCUCUUUGUGCGGCGAUGCUAGCAGCGCUAAACCAGAGAGCCGGGGAUGGACCUAGAAGAAGCUCUCCAAGUUGUCGGCGAGUUUGGACCCUACCAGAGGCGGGCGGUGGCUGUCCUGGUUCUGACCCAGGUGUACAUGGCCUGUCAGUCCAUGCUGAUUGUUCUGGUUGGAUUCACGCCCGAGUACCGCAUGGAGCAGCAGGACGGGGUCCCGUCCGGCCAGCAGGAGCUCCUCCAACGCGUCACCUUCACGGAGGACGUUGACUCCAUAGUGACGGAGUGGUUUCUCAUCAAGCAGCAGGCCUAUAAGGUCAGCCUCGCGGGGUCGCUGUUUUUCGCCGGGCUCCUGGUCGGGAACGUCGUCUUCGGGCCGCUCAGCGACAAGAUCGGGAGGAGACCGGUUUACCUGACAGGUCUGUUUUUUGAGGUGAUCUUCGGCUACGUGACCGCCAUGGCGCCCAGCUACGAGGUCUUCGCCGUGUCUCGUCUCCUCGUGGGGCUGAUGAACGGCGGCAUCGGCCUCGUCUGCUUCGUUCUCACUCAGGAGUACGUGGGCAAGUCCUACUGGGCCAUGACCGGGACGUUGACCAGCAUGAGUUUUGCCGUCGGCAUCGCGCUGUUUGCCGCUCUGGGGUACUUCGUGCGGCCGUGGAGGAACCUCGCCGCCGUGGCGAACUCGUCUGGUGUCCUGUUCUUCCUGAUGUCUGUAACUCUGCCAGAGUCUCCUCGCUGGCUGUAUUCUCAGGGUCGGACGGAGCAGGCUGAAGAGGUCCUGCGCUACAUUGCGCUGAGGAACGGCAACGCUGCGAACAACCUGAGGUUGAAACACGUUGGUGGCGCCAAAGCCGGUAACCGCGGCAACGGGGGGGCCGGUGUCCUGCAGCUGGUGAUCCACCCGGUCCUCCGGCUCAGGACGAUGGUGCUCAUGUAUGUCUGGUAUGCGUGCAGUCUGGUGUACUACGGUCUGACUCUGGGCGCCGGGGAGACGUCUGGCAGCCGCUAUGUCAACGUGGCCAUGUACGGCCUGGUGGAGCUGCCCGCCUACCCGCUCUGCAUAUACUUCAUCAACAAACACUGGGCGGGGAGGAGGAAGAGCAUGGCCAGCUUCCUGUGUCUGGCUGGCUCUGCCUGCUUCUGCACCAUGUUCAUCCCCGAAGGCACCGAGACGUUGCUGAGCGUCACGUCGUUCGCUCUUCUGGGAAAGCUGAUGGUCAGCGCGGCGUUCAACAUUGCCUACGUCUACACCUCUGAACUCUACCCGACGGUUGUGAGGAAUGCCGGUUUGGGAGUUUGCUCCAUGUCGUGCAGAGUUGGAGGAAUCCUCGCACCGUUUGUUCCCUCUAUGCGGGCUCUCCACACCUCCCUGCCUUUCACCGUGUUCUGUCUCAGCGGGCUGUCUGCGGGCUGCCUCGGCCUCCUGCUGCCCGAAACCCUCAACGGACCCGCGGCCGAGACUCUGGAGGAGCUGGGCAGCCCGAGCCGCGGCCGCGUGCUGGAGAGCAAGGCUCUUUUGUACAAAGACGACAAUAAGAAUUCGAACCGCCUGUGAGGCCGGCGCUGUCGGGUCUUCGUCAGCGGAGCAGCUCACGGCGGCGGCGCGGAAUGUCUUCACCAAGUUCCCUUUGAAACUGCUGCCUCAGGAAAUCUCCCCCUUUUUUGAUAAUCGACUUGAAGCACUAGUCACCGCGUUGAAGUCUGCGAACCACGACCUCUCGAAUGGGGCAGGGAAGAAGACGCCGACAAGCGCUUUGCCUUCGGGAAGAGGGCGUAAAUCCAGUGACCAGCAGCUCCUUCUCGUACGGAGGUUUACCGCGGUCGGCCUUCGGCCAUUUUAGUUAAUUCCCUGAACAUCGUCAUGGUCUUUGUGCCUUAUUUGGAGUUAGACGGCUGAGAAGGACCAAUACGUGACUUGCAUUACAUUCCAGAGGUGCCAGGAAGUCAAAGUAACAGUUUACUGCCCACUGAGGUGUGAUGGAAAUGAUCCGAAACCAAAACCCACUAUACAUUCCUACUUAAAGUGUAAGCCAGUGUCGUAGUCAAGACCACCUGAGUCCACCUGAGCCAGGUGGGUGUGUCUCUGUCGAGACCGAAACCAGAGACAAAGUGAAAAGCAGAACCAAUCGGGGCCAAACACACUUUGAAUAACGUGGAUCAUGCAAAGCAUCCUUGAUCCGACCUUCCCGUAUGUGAUGACUCAGGACAGGUGGAAACAUUAACUAUAUACUUUAUUUUUGCAACUUUCUUUCCUUUAUGUAAAGGCUCGGUGAUACGUGGGCCUUCAUGUUCCUAAUUGGUUGAUGUCUAAUGGGGUGGGGCUUAUUACUUUUACAUUUUCGAAUCCAUUAGUGUUAAAGGCUAUUUGUGCUUAAGCCGAAAAUAUAUAAAUAUUAUUAUUAAAGAUGCCUGAGUUGGCUACUCAUCUCAAAUGGCAAAUACAAAAGCAGUAAAAUGGUAGCUGAAGUUUGAAUGUUGUGAGCGACAAACUUAAGGAGCUCAACCUUUCAAGGCUGACGGUUUAUUACUUGAAUUCAUGGAGAAUCCCAUCCAGUAAUAAUGUUGAUGUGGUCUCACGUUUUAUCCAUAAAAAGACUCGCACACUUUUCUGUAUUAUGAGAAAGAAGCUUUGUGUAGGAAAAGGUGCCAAAGGAGUGAUAAGUUGAAUCGUGUUUAUUAUUAUUAUUAUUAUUAUGCUACCAAAGUGCGUGAAACAAGGUAGACUUUAGACUAACAACAAAGAUCAUGCAGUUAUUAAUCAAACCACAACUCUGGUAACAAAAGCUAAAGUCAUAUUUUUGUUGAUGUCAUCACUGCCCUGCGUGCCUUCUUCUGUAGCCGUGACCUCUGAAAUGUUAAUAACCUGUAAGAUAUUAUGGAGAUGUAAAUAUAAAUGUAGGUUAUAUUAGUUGUAUCAGAUGUUGAUAUGAAUGCCAUCAUUUUGUAUUGUAUUUGUAUACUUUCAUACUCUUACAACGUGUACUUUGUAGAUUUAAUGUCUCUGGGGUCCUUAAAAUGUAAAAUGAUCUAUUUAUGUUAUGAACAGUAAAUGGAGCCUUCCUUCACUCUCGUGACUCUGCACAUG
This is a messenger RNA of Pungitius pungitius (ninespine stickleback), 3080 nucleotides long. It is a transcript of the gene slc22a15, whose product is annotated as solute carrier family 22 member 15. The record is from RefSeq and is a predicted model, not a curated record. Gene Ontology annotation, biological process: transmembrane transport. NCBI's taxonomy places the organism in Eukaryota, Metazoa, Chordata, Actinopteri, Perciformes, Gasterosteidae. The transcript has 13 exons. Gene Ontology annotation, molecular function: transmembrane transporter activity. Gene Ontology annotation, cellular component: membrane. The coding region runs from base 48 to 1550 and encodes 500 amino acids.